AUGCAAGAUGGCAAACCAGUCGCUUUUGCAAGCAAGUCAUUAACCCAGACCGAAGCAAGAUACGCUAAUAUUGAAAGAGAGUUAUUAGCAGUCGUAUAUGGUUGCGAGCGUUUCCACACAUAUCUUUUUGGWAGGUCGUUCACAGUACAUACCAACCAUAAGCCCUUAGAAAGCAUUCACCUCAAGYAUCUAAUAUCUGCACCAGCCAGACUACAGAGGAUGUUACUCAGGCUUCAGCCAUAUGACCUGAAAAUUAAAUAUAUACCAGGCAAGGACAUGCUUAUAGCAGACGCACUGUCACRUCUCUCACCUGAMGAUAAAGACCCAAUAGACGACAUGGAGGUUCAAAUACACGAGGUCUACCCUCAGUUCAGUAGAAACAUGAUCGACAAGAUUCGUGAAAACACAGUCACCGAUCAAGAACUAGCAGUUCUCAAACAAGUUAUCUUUGAAGGUUGGCCAUCAACCAUCAAGGAAGUUCCAAAGAUCCUAAAGCCGUACUGGUCAUUUAGGGACGAACUUGGAAUUGAUGACGGCAUCCUAACGAAAGGUCAAAGAAUAAUCAUUCCCUCGACGCUACAGGAUGAGAUUCUAGAGAAGCUACAUGCAGCACACCAGGGGACUGAGAAAACGAAACUCAGAGCCAGGACCGCAGUCUACUGGAGAAACCUUAACAGUGACAUUGAUAAAAUCACGCAAACAUGCACAACCUGUCAGAAGCACCAGACAUCUAAUGCAAAACAACCUUUGAUACCAACAGAGAUACCACCACGACCAUGGCACACCAUUGGAACUGACUUAUUUCACUUACUCGGCUCUGAUUAUCUUUUAAUAGCCGAUUAUUACUCGAAAUACUCAUUUGUUAGGAAGAUACCUAAGGGACAGAGUAAUAGCAGAACCAUCAUCAACAUGAUGAAACAGAUAUUCAGCGAACACGGAAUACCGACCACUGUUCGAUCGGAUAACGGCCCUCAUUAUGACAGCUUCGCCUUCACAGAAUUUGCCAAAGAAUAUGGAUUUCAACAUUUAACCAGCUCCCCUCAUUAUCCUCGAGGAAACGGCUUCAUAGAGAGUCAAGAUGAGAUUCUAGAGAAGCUACAUGCAGCACACCAGGGGACUGAGAAAACGAAACUCAGAGCCAGGACCGCAGUCUACUGGAGAAACCUUAACAGUGACAUUGAUAAAAUCACGCAAACAUGCACAACCUGUCAGAAGCACCAGACAUCUAAUGCAAAACAACCUUUGAUACCAACAGAGAUACCACCACGACCAUGGCACACCAUUGGAACUGACUUAUUUCACUUACUCGGCUCUGAUUAUCUUUUAAUAGCCGAUUAUUACUCGAAAUACUCAUUUGUUAGGAAGAUACCUAAGGGACAGAGUAAUAGCAGAACCAUCAUCAACAUGAUGAAACAGAUAUUCAGCGAACACGGAAUACCGACCACUGUUCGAUCGGAUAACGGCCCUCAUUAUGACAGCUUCGCCUUCACAGAAUUUGCCAAAGAAUAUGGAUUUCAACAUUUAACCAGCUCCCCUCAUUAUCCUCGAGGAAACGGCUUCAUAGAGAGUCAAGUAAAGACAGUCAAGGCUGUCCUCCUGAAAGCUCUCGAAACCCAACAGGAUCCCAACAUGGCUCUCCUCUGUCUGCGCACCACGCCUAUUGACAGCAAGCUUCCAUCGCCUUCAGAAUUGUUGCUAGGAAGAAAGCUGCAAGACAAUCUACCACACUCAAUCAGUAGGAGCCCAUACAGCGAUCAAGUCAUUGAUCGUCUACAGGAGAGACAGGAAAYUCAGAAAUACUACCAUGAUCGCCACAUCAGAAAUCUGCCAAUUGUCCAUAGUGGUACUAAUAUCACGGUACAAAAUCCCGCAACCAAGAAAUGGGAGCCGGCUGUCGUUACAGAAAAGAUGAACAAUGUGCCACGCUCGUAUAUGGUUACAACCGAAAAGCGAAGUGAGCCUAUAAUGAGCCAGCAGAUCCUGUGA
Molecule: messenger RNA, 1986 nt
Organism: Exaiptasia diaphana
Lineage: Eukaryota; Metazoa; Cnidaria; Anthozoa; Actiniaria; Aiptasiidae
Exons: 2
Coding region: 1-1986 (661 amino acids)
Biological process (GO): DNA integration
Molecular function (GO): nucleic acid binding
Source: RefSeq, a predicted model, not a curated record